Eriocheir sinensis (Chinese mitten crab) is the source of this 4201-nucleotide messenger RNA. Its product is annotated as ankyrin-3-like. The record is from RefSeq and is a predicted model, not a curated record. NCBI's taxonomy places the organism in Eukaryota, Metazoa, Arthropoda, Malacostraca, Decapoda, Varunidae. Bases 1514 to 2971 code for a protein of 485 amino acids. Gene Ontology annotation, molecular function: protein binding. The transcript is spliced from 10 exons.
CUCUCUCUCUCUCUCUCUCUCACACACACACACACACACACACACUCGGAGAAGAUUUACGUCGAGAGAUAGAGAGAAGGCUAAGAAGAGUACAGAGAGGAGAAAUAAAACAACAAUUGAAGGAAGAGAAAGAGGAAAAAAAGGAGAAAAAUAAUCAGCAAGAAAAGAAGAAAGGAAUGGAAUGCUUGUGGUUGAGAGCGAAAGAGGAAGAGAAGAAAUGAAUAAAUAAGAAAGCAGAAAUAGAGAAAAUAAUACUAGAGAGAUAGGCAGCGAGAAUCAUGGAUUAUAGGAAACAUACAAAGGUUAGAGGAAUUCUAAUGGUUAAGAGGGUUUGGACACGCUAUGAUGUCACACGCAGGACUGAUAACGGAUAAACAACCAAAGCAACAGAGUGGCUGCCCAGAUAGUGUUUGUAUGCUUGGUAUUAUUUUUUUUGUGUGUGUGCAUGGGUGUGUGGGUGUUCCCAGCUUCCUGUGGGCAAACGUUUUUAAGAUAGUGUGUUAUGGACUUUCCCGCCGCGUAUAUGUGAUUGUGUGUGUGUGUGUGUGUGUGUGUGUGUGUGUGUGUGUGUGUGUGUGUGUGUGUGUGUGUGUGUGUGUGUGUGUGUGUGUGUGUGUGUGUGUGUGUGUGUGUGUGUGUGUGUGUGUGUGUGUGUGUGUGUAAUUCACCACGGCCUGAUCACGAGUUGGACUCGCUUUCGCCAGCAGGUACCCUCCCGACACCAGCAAGUGCAUGCUCAUUAUCGUCAAUCUCUGGGUACUGCCAGGACCUCACACACCACACACCCCAUCCCCCUUGCUCAAGGGGGGACAGUAACCAUUUCUAAUCAACGGAAAGAAUCCGGCCUGAGCGGGGCUCGAACCGCCGCCUGCUUGGCCGUGAAGCCUUGCAGCGCGGUGCUGUAGCCGAUUGAGCUACAUGAGUGCAGUGUGUGUGUGUGUGUGUGUGUGUGUGUGUGUGUGUGUGUGUGUGUGUGUGUGUGUGUGUGUGUGUGUGUGUGUGUGUGUGUGUGUGUGUGUGUGUGUGUGUGUGUGUGUGUGUGUGUGUGUGUGUGUGUGUGUGUGUGUGUGUGUGAUUCUGAUUAAAUAAAAGAGAUCGUUUAGGAAAGCAAAAGUAUUACAUAAAUCGUAUAAAACUCCAGAAAGAGAAAGUUUUGAACACGAAAGAAUAUCACUGGACUGUCUGAGCCUCUGAGGGGAGAGGAUCGAGUAUACGAGUAAGGACUGAAUUGUGAAUAAUAAGGUCAAGCAAGGAGGGGAAGGAUUGGGUAAAGAUAAAAAAAGGGUUGAAUUUUGCAUAAGAUCAUGAGAGAAGAAUAAAGAGAAUCGGAAGAAGAUAUAAAAGGAUUAACCUGUGCAUAAGAUUAAAAGAGAAGGAUAAGGAAAACAUUCUGAAGAUAUAAGGGAUUGAAUUGUACAUAAGAUCAGGAGAAAAGGAUAAGAAGAAUUUGACGGAAAUAUAAAAGGAUUGAAUCGUACAUAAGGUCACGCGGGGAAGAAGAUUGUGUGAAAAUAUGCCGGCUACAAACACACCUUUAAUCACACGAGUCAUCCCUGGCAGCAUAGAAAAUGGGCUUGAGGUGAGAGUGGGAGCAGUCGGGCACCAUUGGGUUCGCGUGGAGUGGGGCGAGGAAGGCCUGGAAGAGGAAGGAACAGAAAAAGGGGGACUGCAGACUGAUGUGGCCCAACCCCCUUCACGGCCCUCAAGCGCUGGGGAAGGCGAGGGAGUGAGCGAUGCCUACGAAGACUACCUCGCCCUCGCUUAUGCUAAAGAGACCGAACAAGACCAGUACCCACAAGAUGAAGACGGCCUGGAUGACGGACCGAUGGAGGAGGAGGUUGACCGCACGGAGGUGUUCACGGACAAGCCGAUGAGGGUGGUCACUGUGCAGCUGAUGAGGCCGAGGACAGGCUGGACGACCAUCUAUAGGGGUGGGGGUGGAGGGUGCCUGGUGGACGGCCUCUCUCCAGCCCAAGAGGUCAAGGUCAGAGUGCUGGUGACCCAAGAUGACCUGACCUCUCCUUGGACACACCUCACCGCCAACACGAAGUGCCUUCCAGUGAGCGGUCAAGACUUGGUGGAGGCCGUGAAGGAAAACAACGCCACUUCAGUCAGAGACGUUCUUACUGACCUCAUUCGCUUCUCUCAGGUGGAGCGUGUGGACAGCGUGGUGGAGGGCGGGCACACCUCCCUGGUGGCCGGGGUGGCGGCGGGGGCCCGGGACGCCCUGGCCGUGCUGCUGGAGAGGCGGGCGGCCGUGGCGGCCUCCACGGCGGGGCCGCACCUCACGCCCCUGGCCAUGGCGGCGUGGCAGGGGCGCGUGGACUUUGCCAGGCGGCUCAAGACGGCGGGGGCGGACUGGAACCUGCCCGACAGGAACGGCUUCACCGCUCUGCACUACGCCGUGGCCGGGGGUCGCGUGGAGAUGGUGAAGGCGGCGCUGCAGGAAGGGGCCGACCCCAAGCUGCCCGCCGCCUCCCAGCCCAUCCUUACCCUCGCCCUCACUGCCCUGGCCGGCGGUGGUGGUGGUGGUGGCGGUGCUGGUGGUGGCGGUGCUGGUGGAGGAGGAGGAGGAGGACCACGAGAACGAGAAGGACAUGAAGGAGACGAUGAAGACAAGAAGAACGAAGGAGAAGAAGAGGAGGAAGAAGAGGAGGAGGAAGAGGAAGAGGAGGAGGAGGAUGUGGUGACUCGUAUGGUGGAGGUGCUCUUGGAGGGAGGGGCGGAGGUAAACCAGAGAGGAGGAAGAGGAAACACUCCCCUCCAUGCCUCCCUCAGCCUCGGUCUCGCCCCACUGGCCCGCCGACUGGUUGCCGCCGGUGCCGACCCUCACGUGGCCAACGGUCGCGGGUACACGCCCACGCACAUGGCGCUCCUGACGCGGCACUCCCUGGACACGGCCACGCCCAGGGACGAGGAUAAGCCGGCUAUGGGGGAGCUCGAGGCCCUAGCGAACCUGGCGGAGGAUUAGAUACAGUGUUACUAGUGUUAAGUCAAUUAUCUCCCAACAAUCAAUCGAUGGAGGCAUACGCCUGGAGAUGCGUCCCCUCGCCCACCGCACGACGCCAAAACCGGGGGUCCCUCCGGGCAUGUGUCCAUGCAGGCCCUAUACCAAGUACCUCGCGGCAGGAUCUAUCGACUUGCUCGAGCCACGAACUUUGUGGGCGUCCCCUUGCCUUCAUUCAAGGUUAUGUCUUACAGAUCGAGGCAACCCGAUGAGCAGGUCGGCUUCUGCGCGCCACGUGCCUCUACAGCCUGAAUUGACGUUAACAGACGAUGCAGGUAAUAGGCCUUCAAUCAGUUUCACGGAGUAGGAAUUGAUCGCCGUUUGACACAGUCAUUCAAGCGAUAUCCCAUGAUUAUAUGCAGGCACUUAUUACCAAAGACAUCAAUCCAUUUCUCCACGUCACUAUAUAUUCGAUUUCCAUGCUGAGCGCGGAUGACACUUAUCAUAUAUCCCGUAUUGAAUAAGAGAGAGAAAAAAAGGAUUUUAAUUCCCCAUGUAUUAGCCUUAUAUUAACAAAAACAUCUGCGUGAUGCUAUGAUAAGAUAGAUAGAUAAGUAUAUGGAGAUAGGCAGGUAUAGAUAGUGAGGGGGGAGAGAGUGAAGGAGGGAAAGAGAGACAAAGGAAGGGACACCAAUAAAAAAAUAUAAAAAAGUCGCAGGUUUCCUCAAGUCUCCUCAGUGACCUUUCACCGCUGAAAUAAAGUCGCAGGUUCUUCGGGCCUCCUCAGUGACCUUUCCUCGACUUGCGUACACGACCCCCACGACCUUUUUCCUAGCUCCUCGUCUAAGUGCUGCCCCCUCCUCCUCCUCCGCCGCCAGCUUCCAUAACCCUUUCUCUUACUGCUGCAGGUAUUUUCCUUUCUCUUUAUAUCCCCUUCCUCCUUCUCCUCCUCAUCAUCAUCAUCGGCAUUCAUGUUCCUCAUCUUUCUCAUCUUUUUUCGCACCCUCUUCUUCUCCUCUAACCUAUACAUCCUUUUCCUCCUCUCUCUCGUACUUUUUUCUCAUCCUUUUCCUCCCCUUUCUCCUUCUCUACAUCCUUUUAAUUCCUUCUCCUCCUCCACUUUCUCCUCUUCCUCUUCCUCUAGUCUAUACAUCUUUUUUCACCUUAAAUUCUCCUCCUCUUUCUCUUCCUUCUCAUCAUGCAUUCUUUUUCCUCCUCCUCCUUUUCUUUCUCUUCUUCAAUCCUUUGUCUCCU